This is a messenger RNA of Stylonychia lemnae, 1143 nucleotides long. The record is from the annotation of a GenBank genome assembly. Lineage: Eukaryota; Ciliophora; Spirotrichea; Sporadotrichida; Oxytrichidae.
AUGAGGUCUUCCAAAGUAAUCCGCUUAACUAUCUUGCUAGGAACUGUUUACUAGAUUAGCACCAUUCUUAGUAAAUAACUAAGAGUCAACAAAAAUGGUGUCUUUAAGUUUGUUUAAUUUACUGAUAUUCAUUUCGGUGAGGGAGCUGAAAAUGAUUUGGGCUCUCAAAAUGUCAUGAGAAAAGUCUUGGAAACAGAACAGCCUGAUUUUGUAGCUGCAACUGGUGAUGUAAUCUCCGGUUAUGCUUGGGAUGGUAUCCAGACAAAUUGGUUUGCUGAGUAGUACAAGACAUUUGUCAAGCCCUUAUACGAAUACAACACUAGUUGGGCUUAUACUUGCGGAAAUCAUGAUGAUUAAGGCGAUCUUACAAGAGAUGAAAUUUCAGAGGUCGAUAGAUCCUACAAUCUAAGUCUCACCUAACCUAAUGCUGCCAAUAUCUCGCACACUUUUAACUACAUCUUACCAGUCUAUGAUUAUGAGGGGAAAAACAUCCUCUUUAGACUUUGGUUUAUGGACUCAGGAGAGGACUAAGACUGUAUGGGAGUAAGUGGCUAUGACUGCGUUAGACCAGACCAAAUUGAAUGGUUUAGAUCUAUGAAUAAGGCUAUCCCUGACGAUGAUCCUAGUAAAGGCAAAGGAUUUUUGCUAGUCCACAUACCACUCUUUGAAUAUAUAAAUCUUUACAAUAAUGAUUUAUUCUAUGGAGCCAGAGGUGAAGAAGUAAGUUGCUAGGCCCUUAAUACAGGACUCUUUGCAGCUUUGAAAGAGCAAAAAACUGUAGAGUGGGUCUUAGUAGGACACGAUCAUGAUAAUGAUUUCUAUGGAAAUUACGAUGGAAUCAAUCUUUCAUUUGGAAGAAAAACUGGUCAUGGGUCAUACGGUCCAUUGAAUAUGCAGCAAGGUGCAAGAGUAUUCGAAAUCACAACUAAUCCAUAUAAAAUAUCUACAUGGGUAAGGUAAGAAGAUGGUACCAUUCACAAGGAAGUUAACACCAAUUCUAAACCUACAAGUGAAGUUUCUCAAACCAAGUGUGGUGGUUCUCUUGGUAAAGCUGAUCAUGUGGCCUAAAAUUAUGAGGAAAUGAAAUAUUUAAGAGAUUACUACUUAAAGAGACACGAUCUUAAACAUUUGGUUGUGGAAUGA